This is a messenger RNA of Equus quagga, 415 nucleotides long. RefSeq names its product selenoprotein K (gene SELENOK). The record is from RefSeq and is a predicted model, not a curated record. Gene Ontology annotation, cellular component: Golgi apparatus; endoplasmic reticulum membrane. The transcript is spliced from 4 exons. Lineage: Eukaryota; Metazoa; Chordata; Mammalia; Perissodactyla; Equidae. Gene Ontology annotation, biological process: calcium ion transport; endoplasmic reticulum calcium ion homeostasis.
ACCUCCCUCUGCCGUCGCCGUUUUAUCUAAUCGCGGCCUGUGACGCGAAAGGGCGGGGUGCGGACCGAGAUACGGAAGCCGAGAGGGGCCAGACCUCUCGUCACCCGGGAGGCGGGGAAGCAGAAGCAAGAUGGUUUACAUCUCGAAUGGACAAGUGUUGGACAGCCGGAGUCAGUCCCCAUGGAGAUUAUCUUUCAUAACAGAUUUCUUCUGGGGAAUAGCUGAGUUUGUGGUUUUGUUUUUCAAAACUCUGCUUCAGCAAGAUGUGAAAAAGAGAAGAGGCUACGGAAGCUCAUCUGAUUCCAGAUAUGAUGAUGGAAGAGGGCCACCAGGAAACCCCCGCAGAAGAAUGGGUCGGAUUAAUCAUCUGCAUGGCCCAAGUCCGCCUCCAAUGGCUGGGGGAUGAGGAAGGUAA